AUGGAGUCUCGUUCCAAAACAGAGAUGUUAACAACAAUGUUGAAGAAUACCGCCCCUAUUGAAGUAAUUCAAACUGCAGGAGAGGAGGUCAUCGAUGAGAAAGACGAGAAAAUACUGCAUUUGGAAACAGAAAUACAAAGGCUGAAUAGUGUUGUUAGAACUUUGAAUAGGUGCAAAAACGAGCAGUCAGCAGAAAUUAAACGCCUUAGGAUUUCCAUUAAAACCUCGGAAUUCCACAGAAAUAAUUUGGAGCAAAAACAACGGCCAGGUAAUAUUUUUCAACGUGUGUCACAUGAUCUAAAUUCCACUGACCCAAUUGAAAAAAUGUUGACUUGGAGAUUCUCAACAACGACGGACUUGAGAAUUUGGCAUGGUACAUCUGCCACAAACUCGGUAAAGACAACCUCGAAAUUUAUGCCAAUUCAGAAAAUUGUUCGUCUUAUACUUGGGUGGAUCACGUUUCUGAAGGAGGACUCUCAAAACCAACAGAUAUGUUAAUGGAGCAUAUGAGAGCCUUGCAAGCAGUAUUUGACGAUGUAAAUGGUACUGAUUUGCAUAGACUUACAUAUGUACAAAUUACGCCCAGAAGCACAUAGAUUUAAGUAAUUUUGUAAAUUGUAGCUUGAAAGUAAAAGAAUUGUUUUUCAGAGCUAGAAUGUAUUUUAGGAUUCGUUCCUUAAAUAAAAACUUAA
Molecule: messenger RNA, 692 nt
Organism: Bactrocera neohumeralis
Lineage: Eukaryota; Metazoa; Arthropoda; Insecta; Diptera; Tephritidae
Exons: 3
Coding region: 1-498 (165 amino acids)
Source: RefSeq, a predicted model, not a curated record